UCGCGGAGCAGGGCGCCAACACGCGCGUCACAGCCAGCUGUCCAAUCAGAGCGCAGCAGGGGCGGGGCCGGCGCAGUGACGUAUGAAUAAGGGGACAGAGGAAAAAAAACUCGCUGCGUGUUCACCAGUGGACGUGGACCUGCAGACUUCACGGCAAACACUCAUGCAGCGCUGCCUCGCCCUGACCGUCGCCCAGCCUAGCCGGCUCCUGUUGAGGAGGAUCUUCCCGUCUGUCCACCGCCAGCAGUCCACAGGAAUGUCGUCUCUCCUCAUCGCUCAGCCUGAGUACGCCUGGCUGAAGGAGCUGGGUCUCUCCGAGGACAACCCCGGCGUCUACAACGGCCGCUGGGGAGGCAGCGGGGAGGCGGUCACCUCCUACUGCCCCGCCAACAACCAGCCCAUCGCCCGAGUGUCCCAAGCCACCAUGGCGGAGUACGAAGAAACGGUCCAGAAGGCGAAGGAAGCGUGGAAGACGUGGGCCGACAUUCCCGCGCCCAAGAGAGGCGAGAUCGUCCGGCAGAUCGGAGACGCGCUGAGGAAGAAAAUCAAAGUCCUGGGCAGCUUGGUGUCCCUGGAGAUGGGCAAGAUCUACGUGGAGGGCGUGGGAGAGGUCCAGGAGUACGUCGACGUGUGCGAUUACGCCGUAGGACUCUCCAGGAUGAUCGGCGGUCCGGUCCUGCCCUCCGAAAGACCCGGCCACGCCCUCAUCGAACAGUGGAACCCGGUGGGUCUGGUGGGCGUCAUCACGGCUUUCAACUUCCCCGUGGCCGUUUACGGCUGGAACAACGCCUUGGCUCUGAUAUGCGGCAACGUCUGCCUCUGGAAAGGAGCCCCGACCACGCCCCUCACCAGCGUGGCGGUCACCAAGAUCGUGGCCGAGGUGCUGGAGCGGAACGAGCUCCCGGGCGCCAUCUGCUCCAUGACCUGCGGAGGCGCCGACAUCGGCAGCGCCAUGGCCAAGGACGAGCGGGUGGAUCUGUUGUCCUUCACCGGCAGCACCCAAGUCGGCAAGAUGGUGGCCAUGAUGGUGCAGGAACGGUUUGGGCGCCAGCUGCUGGAGCUGGGAGGGAACAACGCCAUCAUCGUGUUCGAGGACGCCGACCUGGACCUCGUGGUGCCGUCCGCCGUCUUUGCGUCAGUCGGGACCGCCGGCCAGCGCUGCACCACCACCAGGCGGCUGAUGCUGCACGAGAGCCUCCACGACGCGGUGAUCGAGAGGAUCGUCAAAGCCUACAAGCAAGUCCGCAUCGGAGACCCCUGGGAUCCCAGCACGCUGUACGGCCCUCUGCACACCGAGCAGGCCGUGCAGCAAUACCUGGCCGCCAUCGAGCGGGCCAAGCAGCAGGGCGGCACCGUGGUCUGCGGCGGGAAAGUGAUGGAGCGCCCCGGGAACUACGUGGAGCCCACCAUCAUCACCGGGCUGCCCCACGACUCCGCGGUGGUCCACACGGAAACCUUCGUGCCCAUCCUCUACGUGCUCAAGUUCACCAGCGAGGACGAGGCGUUCGCCUGGAACAACGAGGUGAAGCAGGGCCUGUCCAGCAGCAUCUUCACCAAGGACAUGGGGCGGGUCUUCCGCUGGCUCGGCCCCAAGGGCUCCGACUGCGGCAUCGUCAACGUCAACAUUCCCACCAGCGGCGCCGAGAUCGGCGGGGCGUUCGGCGGGGAGAAGCACACGGGCGGAGGCCGCGAGUCUGGCAGCGACUCGUGGAAGCAGUACAUGAGGCGCUCCACCUGCACCAUCAACUACAGCAAGGAUCUCCCGCUCGCCCAGGGGAUCAAGUUUGAGUGACCGCGGUACGCCUCGGUACCGACACCACACCGCCAUCUUGUCUGCGUGACAACAUGCAUUCAGCAAUAAUGACCGUAAUAUUCUGACAGCCAGAAUAAAGUUUGUAAACCAGAAAAA
Nerophis ophidion (straightnose pipefish) is the source of this 1909-nucleotide messenger RNA. RefSeq names its product aldehyde dehydrogenase 7 family, member A1 (gene aldh7a1). The record is from RefSeq and is a predicted model, not a curated record. Gene Ontology annotation, molecular function: aldehyde dehydrogenase (NAD+) activity. The transcript has 2 exons. The coding region runs from base 83 to 1792 and encodes 569 amino acids. Lineage: Eukaryota; Metazoa; Chordata; Actinopteri; Syngnathiformes; Syngnathidae.